AUCAAUAUGUUUUCGCGCGUCUAGAGUCAAGUGUAAAGUGUAAAGAAAUUGUUCUUUUUUUCUUUUUGUUUUCGUUUUCGCUGCGAACAUUUGAUUUACGGUUAUUACAGUGUUUCCCAAGGCGCGCGUGGGGGCGACUUGAGUGGAUAUGUCGCCGAAUCGUUGGAUUUUAUUACUCAUAUUUUAUAUAUCGUAUUUAUUAUUUGGUGCCGCCAUCUAUUAUCACAUAGAGCAUGGCGAGGAGAAACAGGCACGCACCGAGGAGCUCAAGGAACGCAUCAGUAUCUAUGAGUUUCUGGUCGAUCAGUUGUCGGAUAAGAAUAUAACAACACAGAAUGAUAUACUCGAGCGUAUUAGCGACUAUUGCGGUAAACCGGUUACGGAUUAUACGCAGGAUGAAUACGAGAUUCCAUACACUUGGACCUUCUAUCAUGCCUUCUUCUUUGCCUUCACCGUUUGCUCCACGGUGGGUUAUGGCAAUAUAUCGCCCACAACAUUCGCCGGACGCAUGGUCAUGAUUGUCUAUUCCGUUAUUGGCAUACCCGUGAAUGGAAUACUCUUUGCCGGACUUGGAGAAUACUUUGGUAAAACGUUUGAGGCCAUCUAUAGACGCUAUAAGAAGUACAAAAUGUCUGCGGAUAUUCACUAUGUGCCACCGCAGCUGGGACUGAUUACAACGGUGUUUAUAGCGCUUAUACCGGGCAUUGGACUGUUUCUCCUUUUGCCCGCCUGGGUGUUUACCUAUUUUGAAAGUUGGCCCUACUCUAUAUCGCUAUACUACAGCUAUGUCACCAUGUCCACCAUCGGCUUUGGCGACUAUGUGCCCACAUUUGGUGCCAAUCAGCCACGUGAAUUUGGUGGCUGGUUUGUGGUUUAUCAAAUCUUUGUUAUAGUCUGGUUCAUAUUCUCCCUGGGCUAUCUAGUUAUGAUUAUGACGUUUAUAACGCGCGGUUUGCAGAGCAAGAAGUUGGCCUAUAUAGAACAGCAGUUGUCCUCCAAUCUGAAGGCCACACAGAAUCGCAUCUGGACAGGUGUUACCAAGGAUGUUGGCUAUCUGAGGCGCCUGCUCAACGAGCUCUAUAUACUCAAAGUCAAGCCCGUUUACAGCGAGAGCGAGUUUGCCUACAAUCUGCCAAGGUCCGCUUCGUGUCCGGAGCUGAGCAUGUAUCGCAUGGAGCCGGCGCCCAUACCGAGUCGCAAGCGCGCUUAUUCCAUAUGCGCCGAUCUGGCGGCCGCACAGGGCGUGGCGCCCGCGUUCCUGGUGCACGCCAGCUCGGACACCGAGCUGAGCAAGUUCGAUCGCGAGAAGACAUUCGAGACGGCAGAAGCCUAUCGCCAGACUACGGAUCUGCUGGCCAAGGUGGUGACAGCAUUGGCGACGGUGCAGCCGCCGCCGCCGGAGCCUGAGGACACAGCACUCUAUGGCGGCUACAAUGGCUUCUCCGACUCACAGAUCUUGGCCAGCGAGUGGAGCUUCUCCACGGUGAAUGAGUACACCACGCCGCAGCGACCACGUCAGCGUGCCUGCUCCGACUUCAAUAUACAGCCACCCAGAAGGCGCGCGCUGCAGGCGCCGCACAAUCACAAUGAGUGGACCUGGAGCGGCGACAAUCAGCAGAUACAGGAGGCGUUCAACAAGCGCUACCAGGCACAGCAGCAGCAGCUGGAGACGCCUGGAUCCGGCCUGGAGGAGCAGGAGCUCAAGAAGAGCGCCGGCAAUGUGGCGCGCGUCAAGAAGUUCAGCAUGCCCGAUGGCCUGCGGCGUCUCUUCCAUCGCAAGCGCAAUUCGCAGGACGUGGAGCGCAAGCUGAGCAUUGUAUCCGUGCCGGAGGGCAUAACAGCGCUGCCAGGCACACGCGCCAACAUGGACUAUCAGAAUCAUACGGUGACGGGCAACACUGGGCAGGGCUAUCUACGCAACGGUCUGGACUCCAGCACGCCCCCGGUCGCGCCUGCCUUCGCCUCCAACAGCAGUCUGGCCUCCACCACGGCGGGCUACACAAAUGCAGCCUUCCAGCUGGAGGAGAACGGCAUGCCCUAUCAGCGCAAACCCGCCGCAGCCGGCGCACGUCGCCGUCGCGAGUCCAUUUAUACACAAAAUCCGGCGCUGUCGGCACGCCGUGGCAGCAUGUAUCCGCCCACGGCAGCUGCUCUGGCGCAUAUGCAGCGACGUGGCUCCGGCUCGGCGGCCAUGGCCACGCUGGCCGCUAGACGUGGCAGCCUGUUUCCGGCCACCAGCAGUGGUAGCGCCUCCAACUCGGGCUUCGGCGCUACGCCGCGACGCUCGAGCAUUUUUUCAGUUACCUCGGACAAGGACAUGGACGUGCUGGAGCAGACGACCUUAGCGGACCUGAUUCGCGCCCUGGAAGUGGUCCACACCCAUGCAGUCUUGGAUGAUCAGCAGCACCAGCAGCAGCAGCAGCAACAGUUGAAUACACGCGGCGCGGGCAAUAAGAAGCAGCGCAAGCUGGGCAAUGCUGGCCUGGAGGCGCCACAGCUGCCGCCCAUACUCUCGCUCUUUGCCGGCGAUCAGACGCGCUCCUUGCAGGCCAUUGCCGCCAAUCGUUUGUAUGCACGUCGCUCCACCAUUGUGGGCACCAUGUCGCCCGCGGCCAGCAGCAUUACCAGCACCGCUGCCAAUCGUCGCGCCUCUGGACUGCAGCUGCUGGAGCCACCGCCCAGUUACAGCGAGAAGCCUGCGGCCAACAACAACAACAAUAACAACAUGGUGUCCAAGUUCCGACGACGCUUCAGCGUGCGCCCUACUGCGCUCCAGAUACCGCCUGGCCAGGCGCCGCCACCUGGUGCCAGUCUGAGCGAGGAGCCCUUCGCUGCUGCCCCCAAUCCCAAUCUGUCUUUGCCCUCACAAACAUCACUGCAGCGUCGCCUCUCGCUGCGUCCCUCGCCACUGGCGCGCGAGCUUUCACCCACUUCGCCCGGCAGCAACACCGACGAGGUAUCGGCCACGCCCUCUGCCGCACGCCUGCUGCCGCUGCCCGCCGGCGCUGCACUCACGCGUCCCAGCACCAGCAGCACCCACUCGCCGCUCUCACGCAUCGUACAAAUCUCGCAGGCGCAACGCAAGAGCAGCAUGCCCGAGGGUCUCCAAGCAGCCGGCGCACGCAAGCCGCACGGUAAUCCGGGGAACUCCACUGGCGGCGAUAAAUAAUUCUCUUAGCCUUACUUAGUUUAUCUUAAUGCUCAAGGGUGUUGGAGCACAACUUGCUUAGAAUUUAGAUCAAUUGCAGUUAAUUCUAUUUUUUUUUUUGUUAGGCAUGCUUUGUGCUGCAUUUAAGUUAGCAAUU
This is a messenger RNA of Drosophila busckii, 3305 nucleotides long. It is a transcript of the gene Ork1, whose product is annotated as open rectifier potassium channel protein 1. Gene Ontology annotation, biological process: potassium ion transmembrane transport; stabilization of membrane potential. Lineage: Eukaryota; Metazoa; Arthropoda; Insecta; Diptera; Drosophilidae. The record is from RefSeq and is a predicted model, not a curated record. Gene Ontology annotation, cellular component: membrane. Gene Ontology annotation, molecular function: potassium ion leak channel activity. Bases 149 to 3169 code for a protein of 1006 amino acids. The transcript is spliced from 7 exons.